ACACAGGAAGUGAAGCGUUUAUCCUUCCUGCGGUGCACAAAACGCAUGGAGCCGUUUCGCCCGGUUUGUUUCACUUGAGCCUUCAUAUAUAUUUAACCCCUACAGUCAUUAACCGGUUGUCUGAGAUCAGAGAAGCCUCGCUCACCCACGUUAAAUGAAUUACAUCCUGCAGAUGUUGGUGUCUCUCUGUUCUUCAUCCUCAUCUUCGCUUCUGGAAACAAGCACUUUUAUUUUGACAUUCAGCCGGAUGUUAUGGGUGAAUAUCUUUGCGCACGCACGUCCACGCUGUGGAACACGUGAAGUGGGAGAACGAGGGGCUGGUGGCGACAUGUCCAAAGCGAAACAGAAACGAGCCAAGCGUCUCGGCUUCCUGGGGAAGUUGAAGGCCACUGAUGGACAAAAGGGUGACACUUCAGGCAGGACAAAGACUACAGAGCAGUCGUCUGUGCAACAUGUCAACCACCACAGAAAACCAGAAGAAAUCAGAAAGCAACGGCUCCAAGACCUCCAAGAAAAGCAGAAAAUGUCCAGAGAACGAGAGCUGAUGAAGAGGAGGAAUUUGCAAAGCUUUCAGCAUGACAUCUUACAGCGACAGAGGGAUUUUGAGCAGAGGGAGAUGGAGAUGCAGAGUUUGGAGAAGCAUGUUAAUUUUGAGAACGAGAAUUCGAGAAAGGCAUAUUACAGAGAAUUUAAAAAGGUUGUCGAGGCUGCAGAUGUGAUUUUGGAGGUUUUGGAUGCACGUGACCCUCUUGGCUGCAGGUGUCCUCAGGUGGAACAGGCAGUCAUUCAAAGUGGAACAAACAAGAAAAUAGUUUUAGUCCUUAAUAAAAUUGAUCUGGUGUCAAAGGAAAUAGUGGAGAAGUGGAUAAAGUACCUACGUAACGAGUUUCCAACUGUGGCUUUCAAAGCAUCUACUCAGCAACAAAACAAGAACUUGAAACGCAGUAAUGUUCCAGUGACCCAAGCCACCACAGAGCUCCUCAGUAGCAGUGCUUGUGUUGGCGCGGACUGCUUAAUGAAGCUACUGGGAAACUACUGCCGCAACCUGGACAUAAAGACCGCCAUCACUGUUGGUGUUGUAGGUUUUCCUAAUGUGGGAAAGAGUAGUUUGAUUAACAGUCUGAAACGGGCACGAGCGUGUAAUGUCGGGGCCACUCCAGGUGUCACCAAGUGCCUUCAACAGGUGCAUCUGGACAAACACAUAAAGCUUCUAGAUUGCCCUGGCAUCGUCAUGGCAAUUUCAACGACUGAUGCAGCAAUGAUUCUUCGUAACUGCGUGAAAAUCGAACAGCUCGUGGAUCCCCUUCCACCUGUUGAAGCCAUCCUGCGACGCUGCAACAAAGCACAGAUCAUGGAGCACUACCGAGUUCCAGACUUUCACACAGCCCUGGAGUUCUUGGCAUUGCUUGCCCGACGACAAGGCAAACUAAGGAAAGGAGGACUGCCGGAUACUGAUAAAGCAGCAAAGAGUGUAUUAAUGGACUGGACAGGGGGAAGGAUCAGCUACUUCACACACCCUCCAGACACACACACGCUCCCCACACACGUCAGCGCUGAGAUUGUUACAGAGAUGGGUAAAGCUUUUGACUGGGAUGAGCUGGAAAAAGGAAAUCAGGAGGUUCUUGCUGAGUCCUCUUGUCCUGACAUUCAGAUGGGCUUCUGCAUGGAAACCACUGGGAUGACACAGGGUGGCCAGGGAGAACCUCCUUCUGACCUGGAAAUGGAAAGAGUUUCCAUGGAGGAGCCAGAAUUUAAGGAGGAAGCAGAAUCUAUGGAGGAUGACCAGGACCCAGAGUUUGGACCUAUGACAGUGGAGAUAAAAUCUCAGAGGUUGAGGAAUGACGUGCCCGCAAAUGAGGCUGCAGCCAGAGCUCCGGAUCUGAAGGAUAUCUUGCAUGUAGAUCCUCUGCAGCAGGGUCAGGCUCUCCUGGCUGCUGGCAAGAAGAGGAAAAAGCAGCAGAAAAGAGCAGGUUUGUACAAAUAUCAGUGUCCGCCAUAUUAUUUUAUCAUUGACUUCAUUUACAUGGACACCAAUAUUUGGAUUUUCCGAUUACUUUAA
Paralichthys olivaceus (Japanese flounder) is the source of this 2059-nucleotide messenger RNA. The record is from RefSeq and is a predicted model, not a curated record. NCBI's taxonomy places the organism in Eukaryota, Metazoa, Chordata, Actinopteri, Pleuronectiformes, Paralichthyidae.